CGAGAAGUAAAUCGCAAUUCGCGUUCCUGGCAUCACUUGCUACUGCUCUGAUUCUCUCUGAUCGGGAGUUUUGAUAGCGAGAAGGCGCGAAAUAGACAGAGGCGCUGGGAUUGAGUACGUCGUGUUUUGAGCUUGGACGGUGAAAUUUGUGUUGUGAAUUUGUGCGGGUUAGGUGUUUUAGGGUUGGGGGAAAUCGUUGACUGUGUUGUGGAGCCGUAGUACCUGACUGAGUGGGGGCAAACUAUACCUCCGGUGUACAAUUGGAUGUUUUCAAAGCAUGUAACUGACGUGCGUUGAGUUGUAUUUGGUUGAUUCUGUUAAGCCCUUAGAUUACCGAGUUUGGAUCGAUGCUACGCUUUCCUUAUAUUUGUUCGAUGCAAAUCUCAUUCUGCUGUUUCUACUCUGGGGAUAAAAUUUGUUGAGUGCUCACAGUGGUUGAACAUCAGCUAUCCAGCUUUAGUCCAGUUGAGUAAUGGACUAUAAUCCAAGGUCUCAUAAAGUUGUUUACAAUCACAGUCUUGCCACGAUAUUGGUGGAGUAUGCAUCUGCCGUUUACAUGUCAGAUUUGACCGAACUGUUUAGCUGGACAUGUCCUAGAUGUGAUGGAAAGUCCAAGCUGGGGUUCGAAGUCAUUGAACUGAUAGUUGAUGUCCAGCACUGCUUACAGGCAUAUGUUGGGGUGGCCAAGGACCUUAAUGCUAUGGUUAUAGCUUUCAGAGGUACUCAAGAACAUAGCGUACGAAAUUGGGUUGAAGAUCUCUACUAGAAAUAGCUUUACAUAAACUACCCUGGCAUGCCCGGUGCCAUGGUUCGUGAUGGAUUUUAUUAUGCUUAUCACAAUACGACAAUUCGACCUGGUAUUUUUUAUGCUGUCAUAGGAGCCAAGGAUUUAUAUAGAGACAUUAACGUCAUGGUGACUGGGCAUUCUAUAGGAGGGGCUAUGGCAUCCUUUUACGGACUUGAUCUUGUGGUCAAUCAUGAAGCACGGAAUGUUCAGGUUUUAACAUUUGGACAACCUCGUAUUGGCAAUUCAGCGUUUGCGUCUUACUACAGUGACCGUGUGCCAAAUACAAUACGUAUUACUAAUGGACAUGAUAUUGUGCCCUAUUUGCCUCCGUAUUAUUCUCGGUUCCCACAGAAGACUUACCAUCACUUCCCAAGAGAGGUAUGGCUGUCUAAUAUAGGAUUUGGUAGUCUGGUUUAUCAGGCUGAGAAAGUUUGUGAUAGCUCUGGAGAAGAUCCAUCAUGCAGCAGAUCGAUAACUGGUAACAGCAUCAUGGACCAUUUAGUCUACCAUGGUGUGGGAUUAAUGGCUGGGACGUGGGGAUCGUGCAAAAUCGUCAUGGACGCACAAUUGAAGGAAUAUGGAGCUGAAGAUGUCAAAGGAAAUCUUAUGCUUUCCAGGAAUCCUUCUGCUUCUGCAUUGAGGCUGCCUUCAGACUCCGAUGCCAAGAGCAAUUUCAGUUAAAAUGCUCCCGGGUCAGUACCUGGUUUCUCAAAGAUCAUCAAGGACCUCUGUGAUGAUGGUCAUGAAAUGCAUUCCAUCAAUCUGUUGUCCAUAUCCAUCACAAGAUGCAUAAGCGCUCUACUCAAAUUCACUCCGAAUGUAUAUAGCAUGAAAUUGAAUGUAUCAUCCUUGUAAAUACAACUCCGUGACUUCUAUUGAAUGAAUGCGUUUACAAGUUUACCUGUCAAUCUAAUCUUGAGCUUGUGGCUUUUG
Molecule: messenger RNA, 1720 nt
Organism: Syzygium oleosum
Lineage: Eukaryota; Viridiplantae; Streptophyta; Magnoliopsida; Myrtales; Myrtaceae
Product: lipase-like
Exons: 9
Biological process (GO): lipid metabolic process
Source: RefSeq, a predicted model, not a curated record